AUGUCUGACGAAAAGGCGAAGGGGAGGGCGAAGGGGCGCCGCGCACAAGUGGCCAAUGCCUGCAUUACUUGUCGGACUGCUAAACUGAAGUGCUCUGGACAGCACCCAACAUGCGCCCGCUGCCGGGAUCGAGAACUGGUCUGCGAGUACGACGUGUCCGAGGGCAUGACCAAGCGACAGCAGCUUCGGAAUGAUUUAUCAGAUCGCUCGCUCGAGCUGGAACGAGCGAUGGGAGUUCUGACACACAUGCAGCAGGCCAGCGAUCAUGAAGCAGCGGAGUCUCUGGCGCGCCUACGCAUAGGUUCCUCCAUUGAGUCCGAAUACCUCCGUAUCCAGUCGCAGCGCGCCUCUCGCUCUCCUAGUUCCGACGGCAUCUCGCGCUCGCAUUAUUCAGCGAGUGCCAGUAAUCCUGACCUGGAUCGUACUCUGGCAUCGCAAAAUCAACGACUUCUCAGCCUGCUGAACCCAGCAGCGCAACAGCAACAGCAGCAGCAGCAGCAGCAGGCGGAACAGCAGCCGCAGCCACAGCCGCAACCAACCACACAAGCCAAUUGGUCUCAAUCGCCAAACGCUGCAGAGAACUGGACUGCGGUGUUCCGUCGCGAGACCCGGGCCUAUCGAGCGCUGGCACAAGCUAUCCGCAGCACUAUCCUUAUCGACAUCAUCCUGAAGCUCGUCCUUGAGAACGAAACAUGGGUCAUCACAAGCAGCACGACUAUUCUGUCCACACUGCUCGCGAGAAGAGGACUUGUGGAUCGUGCGAACAUUUACGCUGCUCGGAAGCCGGCCAGGUCAAAAUGCCGCCAGAAUGACAAGAGCAUGGAGCAGCAGCAGCCCCGAAGCGACGCCCUCCUCGGUACACUCGGCUUUUUGUGCAGCAACCACUUGCCACCGAAGCUCCGUACACCACGAAACAAAAUACCAGGGACCCGCCUCGAGACGACAGUGCGCAAAGCCGGACAGGAUACUUGGUGCAGGGACAAUCAGCAGAAAUAACUUGCAUUUCGGUAGCUUGGGACUGCGGCAAGACCCUAGUUCUAUAACGAAUGCUGUCUGGAUGCUCUUGGAACGAAGGAUUCUUCCGGGACAAAGUCAGCCUAAGGUGACAGUUUCGCCUGCGGCAAAAUCGACAACAGCAUUU
This is a messenger RNA of Cercospora beticola, 1141 nucleotides long. RefSeq names its product Zn(II)2Cys6 transcription factor domain-containing protein. Gene Ontology annotation, molecular function: zinc ion binding; DNA-binding transcription factor activity, RNA polymerase II-specific. Gene Ontology annotation, cellular component: nucleus. Gene Ontology annotation, biological process: regulation of DNA-templated transcription. The record is from RefSeq and is a predicted model, not a curated record. Lineage: Eukaryota; Fungi; Ascomycota; Dothideomycetes; Mycosphaerellales; Mycosphaerellaceae.